Messenger RNA from Triticum aestivum (bread wheat), 937 nucleotides. RefSeq names its product SUPPRESSOR OF GAMMA RESPONSE 1. Gene Ontology annotation, biological process: regulation of DNA-templated transcription. The transcript is spliced from 4 exons. Gene Ontology annotation, molecular function: transcription cis-regulatory region binding; DNA-binding transcription factor activity. Bases 31 to 777 code for a protein of 248 amino acids. Lineage: Eukaryota; Viridiplantae; Streptophyta; Magnoliopsida; Poales; Poaceae. The record is from RefSeq and is a predicted model, not a curated record. Gene Ontology annotation, cellular component: nucleus.
UUGCCCAGAACUUCCCCUCCUCCCCAUCGGAUGCUCCUCCGCUCUCCUCUCCCACACCACUCUGCUCUCAGUUCUCCCACCGUUCCCGAGCCUCCACAGCGCAGCCGGGCGCCCAUGGAAGAGCCAUUCAUUGUUACUGGCAAGAUAAUUGGUACGAUGAUAAGAAACGGGGAAUUGGUUCCAGAAGCAGGGAUGGAGUGCCCAAACUGCAAACAUCGCAUUGAUAAUAGUGAUGUUUCAUCACAGUGGUCAGGACUCCCUAUUGGUGUUAAAUUUGAUUCAACGGAUCUUGAACUGCUUGGACAUUUAGAAGGCAAGAUUGGCAGGGCAGUGUCCCAUGUACUAAUAGAUGAUUUUAUUCCAACCAUAGAGAUGGCGGAAGGAAUCUGCUAUACACAUCCGGAAAAUCUCCCUGGUGUCAAAUUAGACGGGAUCGCCAGUCAUUUCUUCCACAAAAUAUGCAAUGCCUAUGAUGUUGGCACGCGCAAGCGUCGCAAGAUUAGGAGCAACGACUACAAAGUUUGUGAUAAGAAUCUCAGAUGGCACAAGACUGGAAAAUCCAGACAUAUCUUAGAUAAUAAUGGUGACAUAAAAGGGUGGAAGAAAAUAAUGGUUCUUAGGAAAGGAGGUGCCAAGGCAGAAAAGACUAAUUGGACGAUGCAUCAGUAUCACCUUGGGGUAGAUGAAAAUGAAAUGUACGUAUGUUGUACCAGCGGCGGAGCUUCAUGGGGGCCAACCUGGGCGGUGGCCCCCCCAGCCCAAGAAAAAUUCACCUAAUACACGUUAGUUUUUGUGCUGGAUGUUCAGUAAAAACAGGCUAAACCUCAUAGUUUUGCCCCUCCUUGGCCCAUUGCCCCUCCAAAGAUUAGGCCCAAGCUCCGCCACUGUGUUGUACUAUAUCUGUGUAUGUAUGAUGGAUCUCAGAAAAUUUUGUAUA